UAACAUUGACCAGCAAUAGCAAUUGAUAAUUAUGGCCUUUGCUUGGGUCCAGCUCUUUUGAUAUGGCUCUUUCACUCUUGGUAAAAUUCAAAUGGUAUCCUAAGGCCUAAGCUAAGCAGCUAACUCCAGAUUUUCACUUGAAAGGAUGACAUUGUAACAGCUGGUGGUUCAGCCCUGUGGCAAGUGACAUGAAAAUUCUCUUGCCUAAUUUCUCAAAUAACAUUGUUUUGUAAAGAAGCACGUCUUGGGAAACAAAAAAUAAACACUAAUGAGAAACACAAAAUUGGUGACAAACCAUGUGCAAGAAAAUGUUUGAAAACAAUCUUUUCCAUUUUCUCGGAGGAGCACUCAAUGCACCACUUUACAUUUUCUUCUACUUGCUCUAUUGUGUCGUUCCUUUAAGAUGAUGAUUAUAAAUCUACCUAAACCAUGAAGAUUUUUUACUCCUUCGCUAAGUAGUAUAUUUGGAUUAUUCACAAAUUAUCCAAAAUAUAUAUUCGUUAAGAUGUAACAUUCAGAGAAGCAAAUUGUGGGACAACAUUAAUCGGAAAAUCAUCUGUCACUUGCAAUUUCUCAACUUUGAAGUAUGAUCAAGUUCAAAAGUUGGGCCCUACGUCUUCAGCUGAAAAAAGACCUAAGCUUUCUGACUUGGUCAAGCAAGCACAACUUCUCUUUUCCUCGAUUUUUUCCUUCCCUACCCUACCAGCUAGCAGGGUCCCCUACCUUUAAACAACGUUCCUCUUUACACCUUUUUUUUCUUUCUAUUUGAAUUUCAAAUUUAAAUGCUCAGAUCCAUACAGAGAGUUAACAGAAAUUACAUGCCAAUAAAAAAAUUAAGGGAGAAAAACAAAAACGGCAGUACAAUAAUCCUAGUAAUUUUUUCUGGUAACAUUCUAGUACUGUUCCAGGUUCCUAAGUUUGUUUUGUAGCUUGUCGUCUUAGAAAUUAGAAUGGGAGAUUCAGCUUGUCUUAUGCAAGCCUUCUCUUACGCUUCUGCCAUACCCAAUGAAGCUAAACAGGGGAACCGCAUGCAUGCUCUAGGGGAGUCCAUUUCUUUUGGGAGAUUUACGAAUGAAUCAUUAGCAUGGGAUAAAUGGUCGACGUUCUCUCACAAACGCUACGUGGAGGAAGCAGAGAGGUAUGCCCAACCAGGUUCUGUUGCCCAAAAGAAAGCUUUCUUUGAAGCUCAUUUCAAGAGAAUUGCUGCCCAAAAGGCUGCUGCUUUGCUUGAACAAGACCCCGAUGCAGAAAUCACACCAAAUAUUUUAACAGCAGAAAAUGCUGCUCCAGUACACAAGGGUCCUUUAACUCCUGUUGCUCCAGAGAAAGAACUAACCAAUGGUAUUGUGCGUGAGAACAAAGAAACAAUUUCAGGAUCAGAGCUUACUCAAACCUCUCAUACGGAGAAACCUUUGCUCAAGGUGAAGAGUUCCAGCUCUAAGCAAGACGAUGAUGAUGUUACAUGUGUUACGAGCAAGAAAAGAUCAGCUUUUUCUUCAUUCAAAUCAUCCGUUCACUCUAUAAAAUCUAAACUCCCAUCUUCACCAGUUAGGCAUAACAUUCCUCCUCAUGUCAAUAAAGAAAACAAUUUCACUCCAUUCGCAAAGAAUCAAACGUCAGUUUUGACGAAUGAAAAGAGAUCAACCUCAAAUUCCUUAAGCAAAUUGAUGAAUUUCACCCCUGCCAAAGAGCCAGAUAAGGUGCCUCCUCCCCCUCCUACCACCCUCAAGAAGGAAAGUUCAAAGGUCGCCCCCAAUGCCGUUAAGAAGUGUGCAACUCCUCUCAAGAAUACUGUGGCAACUUCAGAUGGCGCAUCCAAACGUCCCAUGACAACCCCAUCUUCUGAAAAUAGAAGCAUGACAACACCAAUUCAUCCGACAGCUUCAGGAAGUCAAACAGCCGGUCAUAAAUGGAAUAUUUUGUCAGCUGUUUGUCCCAAGUCUUUCACAGCCUGCCGUAACAAAUUACAAUCACCUAGUUUAUCCACUCCUUUUCUCCUGAGGACAGAAGAAAGAGCUGCAAGAAGGAAACAGAAGCUUGAGGAGAAAUUCAAUGCAAAGGAGGUACAGAAAGUUCAGCUACAAACAAAAAUCAAGGAGAAAGCUGAAAUGGAGAUUAGGAAACUUCGACAAAGCUUUUGUUUCAGAGCUCGUCCCCUGCCUAAGUUUUACCAGGAAAGAGAAACAGCAAAAAAUUACACAAAAAAGACUCCAGUAAAACGUUCUCAGUCACCAAAACCUGGAACAAAGCCCAGUAACAGCACUAUGGUAUCGCAGCCACCUUCUACAUAUUCGACCAAGAAGCGCUCUUACAAGAAUUCAGGAAAGAAGAAUAGCUCAAAACCUUUAAAUUCUCAAACCUUGCCAAUGGUACUGUCUCAUGAUCAGAAUGCAUCCCCAAAUAUUCAACAUCAAUUUGGAGUUUCCCCCAAUUGAAUGUUCAGAGAUGUAUGAUGUAUAUCAACACAUAGUCAUAUAGAAGCAACUUGUGUAUCUUGUGUUAAAGCUAUCUAUAUGCAAGGGAUCCCCCUUAUUUGUUUUUUGAAGAGUUGAAUCCUGGUGUUUAGGCUAAGUUUUCCAGUGUGAACAUUGUUCCAUUUAGUAUGUGCCUUUUCACAUCAUAUAGUAAAAUUCUACAAAGUUUCAGGGUGAA
Nicotiana attenuata is the source of this 2652-nucleotide messenger RNA. RefSeq names its product protein WVD2-like 7. The transcript is spliced from 9 exons. The record is from RefSeq and is a predicted model, not a curated record. NCBI's taxonomy places the organism in Eukaryota, Viridiplantae, Streptophyta, Magnoliopsida, Solanales, Solanaceae. The coding region runs from base 951 to 2435 and encodes 494 amino acids.